AAUACUAAUUAGCUUUGUUAUCUUUUGCUUUUUUUGCUUCCAUGGCGGCUCUCUCUACUGCUCACCUACAAAUCUACUGCUCAAAGCCCGAGUCAGAAUCAACUCGGAAACCCGUUUCUUUUCCUCGGAGGAUAGCGAAACCAAUCAUCCAUGUCCCCAAGAAACUCGUGCUUUCUCCUAGGUGCCUCGACGAUAAGAUCUCGAACAGCACUUUCAUUGCCAACGGACCUGUCCCUUCACCUCCCGCUCGUUCAAAGGUGAGGCGGCAUACGAUUUCGGUGUUUGUUGGAGAUGAGAGUGGGAUGAUCAAUAGGAUCGCUGGGGUUUUUGCUAGGAGAGGGUAUAACAUUGAGUCCCUUGCUGUUGGGUUGAACAAAGAUAAGGCGCUUUUCACCAUAGUUGUCUCUGGUACUGAUAGGGUGCUUCAGCAAGUUGUGGAGCAGUUACAGAAGCUUGUGAAUGUUUGGAAGGUUGAAGAUCUCUCUAAUGAGCCUCAGGUUGAACGUGAGCUGAUGUUAUUAAAAGUGAAUGCGGAUCCGAAGCUCAGAGCUGAGAUUAUGUGGUUAGUGGAUAUCUUCAGGGCAAAGAUUGUGGAUAUCUCAGAACACACACUAACCAUUGAGGUAACAGGAGAUCCUGGAAAGAUGGUUGCUGUUCAAAGAAAUUUAAGCAAGUUUGGGAUCAAAGAAAUUGCUAGAACAGGAAAGAUUGCUCUUAGAAGGGAAAAAAUGGGUGCAUCUGCUCCAUUUUGGCGAUUUUCAGCAGCUUCAUAUCCUGAUCUUGAAGAAACAGCACCUGUUAACCCUCUUGCAGGGGCCAAAGGUAGACCAGUAGUUAGUGAGGCUGAUGUUUCUGGAGGGGGUGAUGUUUAUCCAGUGGAAUCACCUGAUGGCUUUACACUCAAUCAGGUUCUUGAUGCUCAUUGGGGUGUUCUCAUUAAUGACGAUACGAGUGGACAUCAAUCGCAUACUUUAUCCAUGCUUGUUAGUGACUCUCCGGGAGUUCUAAACCUUGUUACGGGUGUUUUUGCUCGAAGAGGUUAUAAUCUUCAGAGUUUGGCUGUUGGACAUGCAGAAGUUGAGGGGCUGUCUCGCAUUACAACUGUCGUUCCUGGUACUGAUGAAUCAAUUAGCAAAUUAGUGCAGCAACUCUACAAGCUAGUAGAUAUGCACGAGGUACGGGAUCUUACACCCUUGCCCUUUGCUGAACGAGAAUUAAUGUUGAUAAAGAUUGCUGUUAAUGCUGCUGCUAGAAGAGACGUCCUUGACAUUGCCAACAUUUUUAGGGCCAAGGCUGUUGAUGUUUCUGACCACACUGUCACUCUCGAGCUCACUGGAGAUCUAGACAAGAUGGUGGCACUGCAGAGAUUGUUGGAGCCCUAUGGUAUUUGCGAGGUUGCUCGAACCGGACGUAUAGCACUGGUGCGAGAGUCGGGUGUAGAUUCCAAAUAUCUUCGUGGAUAUUCUUUUCCUCUAUAAGUUCUAAGAAGUUUCCAAGUUAUCGGUGUGAUAAGACGAUUUUGCUUUUUUAUACUUGUGUUGUGGGAUAUUUUUUUUCUAGUGAGGAAGUUAAAUAUUUUCUAUAAUAAUCAAGUUUAGGGAAGAUUGCAUAGU
Messenger RNA from Hibiscus syriacus, 1613 nucleotides. Its product is annotated as acetolactate synthase small subunit 2, chloroplastic-like. Bases 42 to 1478 code for a protein of 478 amino acids. Gene Ontology annotation, molecular function: acetolactate synthase activity; acetolactate synthase regulator activity. NCBI's taxonomy places the organism in Eukaryota, Viridiplantae, Streptophyta, Magnoliopsida, Malvales, Malvaceae. The transcript has 12 exons. Gene Ontology annotation, biological process: L-valine biosynthetic process. Gene Ontology annotation, cellular component: cytosol. The record is from RefSeq and is a predicted model, not a curated record.